AUUGCGCUUAAUACAACAGAUGUAAAGUGGCCUUUUACACUGCAAAGAAGACAAUUUCCGGUACGAAUAUGUUAUGCAAUGACGAUAAAUAAAAGUCAAGGACAAACCUUAUCAAAGGUUGGCCUUUACCUAAAAAAACCUGUGUUUACCCAUGGCCAACUUUAUGUUGCUGUCUCAAGAUGUACAUCUAGAAGUGGCCUUAAAGUCCUAAUCGAAAAUGAUGAUGGCUCAUGCGGCUCAGAAACUCGAAAUGUGGUCUAUAAAGAAGUCCUUGAUGCUGCUAAUGCAGCAUCAGCUUAGGGCUUAUGGACAAUAUCUUUUCGAAUGUACAUGCAUUUGUUCUGCUCAUGUGUUUUAAAAUUAUUAGCUAUUCAUUUUCUUUGAUUUUUGCGAUCUAUAUCUGUUGACCAGUCCUGCUGCUUAUGAUAUCUUUUGACCUAAGGUGUCCCUCUUCUUAGCCUAAUCAACUUUAUAAGCUAUGGUAUAUUCUUAACUUCUUUUGAAAAUUGAGUUGAACUUGUACCUUUUUACUUUCCUUGCAGAUGGAAGAUGUGCUGAUUCCAAGUCUCAUGACCGGUGAUUGCAAUGAUAGCAUAUGUGUACGUGCUUCUAGGUUUUGGGAAUUUUAUGAUCUGAAUGAAGAGACAAAGCUGCUGCACGCUGAUCUUGUGCUAAUUGAUGAAGAGGGUAACAGCAUACAUGCGCAGAUCUACCCCAAUGCAUUUCAGCGGUUCAAAACUUUGAUAAAAGAAGGCAAUGUCUACAAUCUUGCUUGUUUUCGGGUCAGGAAAUCAAAUGACAGGUACAAACCAGUAACAAAUGAAAGCAUGAUCACCUUAUCAACAUGGACUACAGUUGAAGAAGUUGUUGAAAUUCCACCUGCUUUUCCUAUGUUCACCUACUCCCUGACUCCAAUAGAGCAACUGCCAUCUCGUGUGGACUACCCAGAAUACUUCACAGAUGUCAUUGGAAUAGUCACAACAAUCUCGAAUAUCAUGUCACUAAGAGCAAGAGGAAGACAAAAUGAUAGUUUGAAGAGGGUUGUCACCAUAUGCAAUGAAAGUAAUGUUUCAGUAGAUGUUGUGCUAUGGGGUGAGCGCGCCUCUUCUUUCCCAGCUGAACAAAUGCAAAAAGAAGGAGAAGCCCACCCACAAGUUGUCAUAUUUGUUGGUACCCUUGUCAAAAAAUACUCAUCAUCUGGAGCUGUCACCUUAGCAGGCAAUUCACCAUGCAAGUGGUACAUAAAUCCAGAUGUUCCUGAGGCAAGAGCUCUUCUAUCCAGCAUUGGAAAAACAAAUCAGCCAAUUAAGUGGGACCAACAAAUGACACCAGCUAAAGCUACACCUGCUGUUGAACACAAAAAAGUUUCUGAAAUCAAAGAUCUUAACCCCUUCAAAUACAAGAAAAUGGACUUCUUAGUUACUGUGGCAAUAAAAAAGAUUGACAGCUCCUGGUGGUACAACUCUUGCUACAAAUGUGCGAGAACUGCUAAACCCUACGGUGACUUAUACAAGUGCACCGACAGCACCUGCAAUUAUACUGGCAAACCAGUCCAGAGGUAUAAGCCUAGCAUUAUUGCUGGAGAUGAGACGGGUGACACAAAUUUUAUCAUGUUUGGAAGGUGGGUUCAGCGCUUGACAAAGAAAGCUGCUGAUACACUUAUCGCUAAGAAUCCACAGGGUUUCAUUCCAAAUGAGAUCACAAGGCUCUUAGAAAAAGUGUUCAAAUUCAAUGUCAGCUUUACAGAAAACACAACAAGCUCCGAUAAAGUUUGCUUCCAGGUCAAUGCAGUAGUUGCAGAAGUAAAUGACACAAAUGUUCUCACAACAGGGUCUCAAUCAUCAUCACUUCUGAUAUCUCAAAGUGUUGGCAGCAGUAUGCAGCGCACCCCACAGAAAAGCGCUGCCUUCACUUUAACCUCACAAUCUACGGGGGGCAGCCAUGCUUCAGGCACCACACCAACAAAAACUAUCAACAUCCCUGAGUCACAACUUACACCACAGAGUCAUGGAUACAAUGAUCAGAUCACUCCAACCAAGGAAACAGAUAUUGCUUUAGUACCAACAGAGCAAGAUACAAGGUCCGUCAAUGCUCUUGAUAUCUUUACUCAAACUGCACUUGCAACGUCAACAGAUACACCACAGAAGAAUGAUGACACAAUUUUUUCUAAGGACUCCAAGGAUGGAGCUGCUAAUUCAACAACAAAGAUAGAAAAGACUAACACAAGGAAAAUGUCUGAGUUACCAACAUAG
This is a messenger RNA of Panicum virgatum (switchgrass), 2252 nucleotides long. Its product is annotated as replication protein A 70 kDa DNA-binding subunit C-like. Gene Ontology annotation, biological process: DNA repair; DNA replication; DNA recombination. The transcript has 10 exons. Gene Ontology annotation, cellular component: nucleus. The coding region runs from base 543 to 2252 and encodes 569 amino acids. Lineage: Eukaryota; Viridiplantae; Streptophyta; Magnoliopsida; Poales; Poaceae. Gene Ontology annotation, molecular function: DNA binding. The record is from RefSeq and is a predicted model, not a curated record.